AUGGCCGAGAAACUUAUGAACGACUCUGAUAAGGACGGCUUGAUCGACUUCAUACGGAUGACGCGAAUGCUGUUUCACUACGAGUACCUGGAGUCGAGGGAUCGCUUGAAGCUAAACUUCGAGCUUGUGACCGCGGCGCAGGAUGAUAACGAGACACUCGUGAACGUCACGGAGGCGCAGCUGAGCCCUUCGGAAUUUCACUCGCUCUCCGUGGAUUUUGUCGGAGACUUCUGCUCGCUCUUAGCGGACGCGAACUACUCGCUCCUGACACAGAAAGAGUGGGAGGUAGCGAUGGCGGAGAAUUUCAUGUUCAACUUGCCCUGCGACAUCGCGUGGGAUAAGUUCGACAAGAACCUGCUCAGCUCGUUUCUGAAGCAGAAUCCAGCUCUCAGUCAAGGACUGCCGCAGUUCGCGGACUCCGCGUUGCUUUUCAAGCGCGGCAACGGCACCGCCGUGGCUAAGGGAAUGUUCAUCCAACAAAAGGUCGAGAUGCUGAUCGACAUGGCCUUGGUAGAGCCGUUUCUUUGGUUGAUAGGGAAACCGAGGGUCGUCAUCGCGUCCAUGGACGGCUACGCCGUGCCGGGCGCCAAGGAGAAACGACACGACGUCAGCACGGUCGAGCGCAAGACGUUGCGUAGACUGCUCCCCACCCCGUUCGCAGUGUUGAAAAGCUUUUUCUCCACCAUGGAACUUCAAGAGCCGACGUUUAAGGAGCUGGUCAUACUGUACCGGAUGGACAAGCCCGAGGGUGACCAAAAAGCCGCCGUCGGCGGAGCGGGGCCGCUCGUGAUUAAGUCUUUCCACGACGUCCCGAUGGCGGACGUUGAGAUGGUUUUUCCCGAGGUCAGAAUCACGGUGAAAUUCUUAGACAUGCUCAUCAACGUCACGCUCAUGAUCGUCGCCGUCUUCACGUUCAUCGGGACGCUGAUGGGCAGCAUCGUGUGGUCCACGCAAACUAUCAGCCUCAUAUCCAUGUUGUGUGGCAAAGUCGCGCAGUCAAUUUUCGCGCUGAUGAACAAACAAGUGCGAUACACCGCCAUGAUGGCGAAUCAGCUCAAGUCCAAGAGCUCGAACAGUCAGAUCGGGUUGCUGAUGCAUACAAUGGAGUCGAUGGAGGAUCAGGAGUGCAAAGAAAUGAUUCUGUCGUACAGCAUCUUAACCGCGCACGGAAAGAGCAUGACGCUCAAGGAGAUCGACACCGCGUGUGAGGCUUUGAUGCACGAUCACUUUGGACUUAACGUAGACUUCGACGUUGAGGGCGCGAUCGUGAAGCUCCUUCGCGAGAGGUUGGUAGAGCAAACGUCAGGCGUGUUGUACACCGCGACGCCGUUGAAGAAGGCGCUGCAGAGACUGGACAAAAAGUGGGACAAUCUGUUCAACUAUCGCGACACCGCGAAGAAAUUGGACAAGAAGGACAAGAAGGAGACGGAGGCGAGGGCGGGGUACCAGAACGCGGAGGCGACGCUCCAGCAAAAUCUGGCGAACAGCGACCGUGACCGGGCCAAGGUGGUCAGUCGCUUGAAGGAGCAGCAAGACGAGAUCUCGAAGAGGAUCAAAGAGUUAGAAGAGAAGAUGACUGGUUAUAAGUGGCGCACCGGUUGA
Messenger RNA from Micromonas pusilla CCMP1545, 1602 nucleotides. RefSeq lists its product as uncharacterized. Lineage: Eukaryota; Viridiplantae; Chlorophyta; Mamiellophyceae; Mamiellales; Mamiellaceae. Bases 1 to 1602 code for a protein of 533 amino acids. The transcript has a single exon. The record is from RefSeq and is a predicted model, not a curated record.